CCGCUUUCUCCCAUCACAGCAACCCAUUAUGACAAAAUCUCCAUAAUCUGUUGCUGGCUUAGCACAAUGACUUUGCCAUGGAGUUUCAGCUGGUCUUUCUGUCUUCUUUCUCACCUUCUGGCUCUGAAGACGCACACUACACAUGCAGUGCCCAGUUUCUCUGUGUAUCUCCACAGUAUACUGAAGAACCACACAGCUCAGGCUUGUGAAGGAGACGUGCUCAUCAUCAGUUGUCCCUCUAGGACAUCUGUUGCCAUCCUAUCAGCCUUCUAUGGGCGCCGCGUUCCUAAUAAACAUUUAUGCCCUUCUGCAAGCCCAAACAUCACUGUGGAGGAGGACACAGAAUGCACGUCCUCACUAGCUACUGUGAAGGUACUGUCAGAGUGUCAGGAUCAACAGUCGUGUCACAUCCCUGUCCUGAGUCCAGUGUUUGGUCAGGACCCUUGUCCACUCACCAACAAGUACCUCCUGGUCUCCUACAAGUGUCGACCAGAGCAUCAUCGCACAAGACUGGUGUGUGAAAAUGAGCGUUUGAGGCUGGCGUGUAAAAAUGAGACAGUUCUUGCCAUUUAUUCUGCUUCAUUUGGACAUUUGCUGCAUGGUAGUCCCAACUGUCCCCAAGAACCUGGAUCAUGGACUGACAUGGAGUGUUUGUCACCUGUGGCUCUGAGGAGAGUGUCACGCAGGUGCCACGGUAGAGCGAACUGUUCAGUCCUGGCUGAUACGCAAACCUUCGGAGACCCCUGCUUUCCCGGCACCAGGAAGCACCUGCGUGUAUCUUUCACAUGUGUGCCCAGAUAUCUUCUAGAAGACAUGGGUAGAGGGUCGACAGAUCCUUUCAUGAUCUCAGACUACACACAUGGUGGAUGGUACACUGGCCCCACCUACAGGCCUCAAAACGUGAUCUUUACCAACUCUCUGGAGAUCAUUGAAAAAAUAUUUGGUCUGCCGGAACGAGUGGCUCUGUACUUUGUAUCUGGUAUCUGUUCUGGUCUGGUGUUCCUGCUCUGCCUGUUCGGUAUUCGCUCUACACUAGUCAAAGACGUCAAAGACCUGGUUUCUGACCUGAGCGAAGAACUGAAGGCCUCACGCAGAAACCGUAAGGAGCUCAUGGAUGACCUGUUUGACGAUGACAUCUCAGACACAUCGUCUUUCCGUCGCCUGACACAAUCCUACCGCACAGCGGACAUCUUAAGCCCAUCAGCUUUGACAGUGGAGCUGGUCGAACUUGAUGUAGAACAGACAAGGGACCUAUCUAAUGGAGACAUCUGGCCACACCUGGACUCCAGCCCUUAUGCUAUUCACAAGAUUAAAACCUACAGCAAUUGAGGGAUAACCAGUUAUACCAUACAAUAUCAGCAGAAAUCAUACAGAGAAGUUUCUUUAACUUUAGCUGUCCCUCACUAACACCAACCAAUGUCUUACUGAGGAUUAUUUUGAUUGCAACCUCAUUCUAUGAAACAACUUUAUAUAUUUUCAAUUAAUUUAGCUUCCAUUAAUAUACUAAACAUCUAAUUAGAUUUUGGUUAAAUACUGAAAAUAGAAAUGCUGAGAACACUAAAUGCAGUCUAUGUUGUUCCUAUUGAUAAACAUGAGAGCUUAAUCUGUUUAGUCAUGUUUCAGAAAGUUGAAAAA
Molecule: messenger RNA, 1635 nt
Organism: Melanotaenia boesemani (Boeseman's rainbowfish)
Lineage: Eukaryota; Metazoa; Chordata; Actinopteri; Atheriniformes; Melanotaeniidae
Product: protein eva-1 homolog C
Exons: 8
Coding region: 67-1329 (420 amino acids)
Molecular function (GO): carbohydrate binding
Source: RefSeq, a predicted model, not a curated record